Molecule: messenger RNA, 1000 nt
Organism: Lolium rigidum
Lineage: Eukaryota; Viridiplantae; Streptophyta; Magnoliopsida; Poales; Poaceae
Product: two-component response regulator ORR22-like
Exons: 6
Coding region: 104-1000 (298 amino acids)
Biological process (GO): phosphorelay signal transduction system; cytokinin-activated signaling pathway
Molecular function (GO): DNA binding
Source: RefSeq, a predicted model, not a curated record
GGGAAGCACUUACGCAAUGACGUGGAGGUCAGGUGGAGCAAAUAUGGCCUAAAAUUCACGGGAGGUGAAAUUAUUUGUGCCAACCAAAAGGGCACUGGAAGGCAUGGCCAGCGGUGACCGAAGGCAUGGAAAGGAACCGGCAGCGGUGGAGGAGGACAACUUCCCGGAGGGGCUGCGCGUGCUCGCCGUCGACGACGACCGCGUCUGCCUCAGGGUCCUGGAGGCCGUUCUGCGCGAGUGCAAAUACAAGCCAACGGGGGUGAGGGACGGAAGGACGGCGCUGAAGCUGCUGAGGGAGAAAGGGGAGGAUCACUUCGACCUGGUGAUCACCGACGUGCACAUGCCGGACAUGGACGGCUUCCGGCUCCUCGAGCUCAUCGGUCUCGAGAUGGAUCUGCCGAUCAUCAGUAUAAUUAAUCUCUCUCUUGCACUUGAUAAUUUAAUUUCAAGUUUUAUAGUUUUAAAAUUUCCAAAGUCCAAAGCUAAAUUUCGGGCCAUAUGUCAUGCAGUGCUAUCUGUGAAUGGAGAAAAGGCAACAAUGUACAAGGGGAUAAAGCAUGGGGCAUGUGACUAUAUUGUGAAACCCGCGGAUAUCAAGGAGAUCGGAAACAUAUGGCAGCAUGUUGUAAGGAAAAACCACGUCGCUGUGAUCCACAACAGCAGUGACAGUGAUGAUGCUGAUCAGAGGGUGGCACGACCAGUGAUUGGUAAGGGUGGCGCAAAGAGAAAGAAGUGCUCAAAGAAGAAGAGAAAUGAUGGAGAAGGCUCUGAUGAUGACAACAGAGGAAGAAGGCGGAACACCUGGAAGAAACCAAGGGUGUCAUGGACCGGUGAGCUGCACAACAGGUUCCUGGAAGUUGUCUACCGACUCGGCAUCGACAGGGCGGUUCCAAAGACGAUACUACAAAUGAUGAAUGUCCAUAACCUUAGUAGGGAGAACGUUGCAAGCCACCUACAGAAAUAUCGCUUGUUUCGAAGAGGGUCACCGAUGACCCCAUGA